This is a messenger RNA of Neocloeon triangulifer, 2758 nucleotides long. RefSeq lists its product as uncharacterized. NCBI's taxonomy places the organism in Eukaryota, Metazoa, Arthropoda, Insecta, Ephemeroptera, Baetidae. The coding region runs from base 141 to 1061 and encodes 306 amino acids. The record is from RefSeq and is a predicted model, not a curated record. The transcript has 6 exons.
UUGAUGUUGUGCACGGACUCGAAUGUGAAAUUGUGAACUUGCGAGGACGAUAACAAAAUUCGCCUCUCGGUACCUCUGCGGCCCUCAUCUUGCCGAAUUUGCGCCGACGGAGGAUUUCGCUGACCUGCCGAGGACCUCAAAUGGAUCAGGGACUAUCGCCGUGCCCCCAAGGGGCGUUAUGCAUAAAGGACGUGUCGAUCCAGGUGCCUCCGACGGUGAGCGUGGGCACGGACGUCUACCUGCGUUGCCUCUACGACCUCGAGGGCGACAACCUCUACAUGCUCAAGUGGUACUGCGGCAAGGAGGAGUUUUACAGAUUCGUCCCAAAAGAACUGCCUCCCACCCGCGUCUUUCCCUUGCCCGGAUUCAACGUGGACAUGGACAAAUCCGACACGCACUUGGUCGUCCUGCGCUCGGUCACACUCGAGAUGAGCGGUCGCUACAGGUGUGAGGUGUCCGCCGACGCGCCCACCUUCCACACGGCCAUGGUGGCCAGAUGGAUGCACGUCGUGGAGUUUCCCGAGGGUCGGCCCGAGCUGAAUCCAGAGAAGAAGCGCUACGCGGUCGGCGAGGUGUUGAGGGCCAACUGCACCAGCACCCCUUCCACGCCACCAGCCAAUGUUACCUGGUGGCUCAACGGUCAGAGGGUAAACGAGUCUUGGGCGAAGGCGUUCACACCAGACAAGAAGGUGAUACCGAACGAGCCCUCCGACUCCAAGUCAGCGCCGCCUCUGCUCAGAGACGAGUCAAAAGCACCGGCUUUUCCUAGGGGCGCUGUCAGGUCGCACCUGGAGGUCGAACUCGGACUGUCGAGCUUCAGGGACGGAAAAUUGCAUCUGAGGUGUGAGGCUAAUUUGUUCGGAGCGGCGAGGGAUGCUGCGGAGGUGCAGUUGGACGAGGAGCGGCCGCGACUGGCUUCGGUUCUCGGAACUCGGGAGAGCCACCCUUCGCCCCCCUCACCCCCUGUUGCAGCUGCUAGUCGAGGUGCAACGUUGCAAAGCUCGGCUCUGACAUUGCUCUUCCUGAUGGCAGGACCCAGGGUGUUGCGUCUCCAGAGCUAGCGGUCUAGCCAGGUACCGUGGACUGACUUUUAAAAACUGAACACAAGGACAGUGAGUGACUGACCGGUGCAUAUUGUUGAGUUGGGUGCGGAAACAAGUGUGCAGCGAAAGACGCUUUGGUUUUCUUCGUCUGAGGCCUCGUAAAUGAAGGAGCUCCGUGUUUUAUCGGUGUGUCUGUCUCUUUGCUGUCUGCGUCACUGAUAAUUAUCAGCAGAGGGAGCAAUGAGCCGGCUAUGUCAGUGAUCCGCCGACCUAACCAUGCAGACACGCAGCUUUUUACGAGUGCCGUAAAAAUUGGUUCCGGAACAAGCUAGACGGCUUUGAUAAAGUGGUUGCACGCGAGAAUGAGGAGUUUGAUGUUUUAUUGAAUGAUUAUGAAAUGAUGAAUGGUGUAUUAUUUGAACACUAGCAAAGGAAACAAAUUUUUCUCAUCACUAUUAACUGGACAAUGAUAUCCAUAAUGUUUCCUUGAUAAAAAAAAAAUAUAAUAGACGAGGUUUAAUUGUUUUUAUCAUAUUCUAACAAUUAAUUUGAUUAUGUUCCAUGAUAUCCAUGAUUUAUUUUUUAUUUUUACUGUUUUUUUCUUUAAUUUAAUUUAGAAAAAACUUGUAUAUUAUUACUAAAUAAUGGUUUAAAUAUUUUCUUCAGUAAGCAAAAGACAAAAAUUGAAUUACAAACUCUUAAAAAAAAAUUUUUGAAAUUAUUUUUUAUCGUUGAUAUAAAAUAUAAAAAUGAUUCCAAAAAUUUGAAACAUAUUUUACCUUUUAUGUAUAACAGGAACUCCUGAUAAACUCUGCUUAUAUUUUAUAAAUUAUAAAUCAAUUUUUUUACAUAAUAAUUAAUUUACAAAACGUUCUGACCAAAGACAGCAAAUAAUAUUUUCGCGAGCCUUAUUAUUAGUUUAUUUUCCAUGAGCGCUUUCUGGAAAAUUAGAUCUUGAGGAAGAUCUGAGGCAUGGAGAAGUAAUUAGAAUAAUUAGUCAUGUUUCCUCAUUCCACGUGCAUCCACAGCGAGUCGAGGGACGAUUGUUGUACGCGAAGUUUCAUUGUUGUUAACUGCAUUAAGAAGUCUGCUCGGGAUUGUGUUUUCAUCCUAGAAUCCAGGAUUAAUGUAAUUACCGCAGCAUCUCUGUGUUGUGAGACGUAAUGUUUAAUGAGCGCGAGCACCAUCCAAACAAAAGAGAGAGACGCGGAUGCACUUUGCAGCCGGAGCUGAAAGGCGCCGUCGGCCUUGCAACAAUAAUUCAACCGAUAAUUGGCUCUUACUCUUUACUUCGGAAACUUAACUACCUUCGUCAGAAGUUGAACAAACGAAAAAACUGGCAGGUGGUGCUGGCGCUGGAAUUAGAACUUAUUAAAGAUACUUCCAGAGAAUUUUGUAAAUAAUGUGAUUUUUGUAUAUCGAGAACCCUGAAUCUUGUAACAUUGUGAACAGUGAGAGGAAAGAAAAGUUAAGAAGACACUCAGGUGCUACCGCGAGAGGAACACGGUGCAAGGGCGGUUUUCAACUCCUAUUGUGACGCAUUCGACCUUUUCAUCGACAACCCUUUUAACCCUCAAACGCGAGUUUCAUUCUACGAGCGACAAAUUUUAUCAUUUUAUCAAUAAAUCGCAUUGUUGAAUCACUGUUUUCAUUUCCCUUUGGUAAAAAGAUCAAAUAAACGUGAUACAAAAUGUAUGAAAAUAAAUUUAUGUGUG